UGGUCAAGGAUUUGAAAAGUACAUAUUUAUUAGUAACAACAAACAAAUUUUAUACCCAGUUUUAAAAUGAAGUACUUUCUAAUAUUGUGUUUAAUUUUAGAUUGUGGGGCCAGAGAGUUACCUAGUUAUAUUAAUGUGUGUAAGUCAAAACAUACAGACAUUACAAAAUGUAUUUUAAAAAAUGUUGAAGAACAAAUAAAGCCAAGAUUACUUAAUGGUGUUCCUGAAAUGGGUAUACCAACUAACAAUCCUUUUUUUGUUAAAUCUAUAGAGGUAAGCUUCGGAAAAACCCUUAGAACAAAAAUAUCCAAUAUAAAAAUAUGGGGAUUAGCUGAAAUGAUAAUUGAUAAUCUGAUAUUCGAUUUAGAUAACGUAUUGCUCGAUAUAAACAUGACAAUACCAGACAUGCGUACAAAAUUUGAAUACAACGUUGAAGGCAAGGUUUUACUUCUAAACUUGGAUUCCACGGGACCUGGACAAAUAAAUAUAACUAAUCUCUUUUCAAUAAUCACAACCAAUGGGACAAAAGAAACAAGACAUGGAAAAUCAUACUAUGUUUUUAAAAAUAUUAACCUAGAUGCAAAAGUUGGUAAUAUGAGCGUCCAACUAGAAAACUUAUUUCCUGGUAAUCCCGAUAUUACAGAAAAUGCAAACAAGCUAUUUAACGAUAAUCAGCUUGCAUUGAUUGAGGAAUUUGCUCCAAUUAUUUAUAAUGUAGUGAAGAACGUAUUAUUGAAUGGACUCAAUAAUAUUUUUACAAAAUUUCCCAUCGAGGUAUUAUUUCCCGACGACUAAGUAUAUUGUAAAUAUUCUGUAAAAAUAAACUAUUAAAAAUUUCUAAAAAAUAUAA
Diabrotica virgifera virgifera (western corn rootworm) is the source of this 850-nucleotide messenger RNA. RefSeq names its product protein takeout-like. Lineage: Eukaryota; Metazoa; Arthropoda; Insecta; Coleoptera; Chrysomelidae. Bases 67 to 795 code for a protein of 242 amino acids. The record is from RefSeq and is a predicted model, not a curated record. The transcript has 4 exons.